AUGCGGCUCUUUCUGUUGGCGGUGCUCGUCUGGUGCUCGUGUGCGCGGGCCGGAUGCGAGCCGAAAAUUGUCAACAUCGGAGCCGUCCUGAGCCAAAAGAGGUACGAGCAGGUCUUCAAAGACGCAGUGACCCAAGCCAACCAAGUCUACGGACGGGACAAAUUUAAGCUCACGGCCAUCUCCGUCACGCAUAAACCCAACGCCAUCCAGAUGGCUCUGUCUGUGUGUGAGGACCUCAUAUCCAGUCAGGUUUAUGCCAUCCUAGUGAGUCACCCGCCCCAGUCCAAUGACCACCUGACUCCGACACCUGUCUCCUACACUGCAGGCUUCUACCGCAUCCCUGUGGUGGGCCUCACCACUCGCAUGUCCAUAUACUCAGACAAGAGUAUCCAUCUGUCCUUUCUGCGGACCGUCCCCCCCUACUCGCACCAGGCGCACGUGUGGUUUGACCUGAUGCGCGAGUUCAACUGGAACCAUAUCAUCCUGAUUGUGAGCGAUGACCACGAGGGUCGAGCUGCUCAGAAGAGGCUGGAGACGCUCCUGGAGGAGAGAGAAACCAAGAAUAAAAAAAGGAACUAUGAAAACCUCGACCAACUGUCCUAUGACAACAAGCGAGGACCUAAGGCAGAGAAAGUCCUCCAGUUCAGCCAAGACACUAACUUAACAGCCCUACUGCUGGAGGCCAAAGAACUGGAGGCCCGAGUCAUCAUCCUUUCCGCUAGCGAGGAAGACGCCGCCGCUGUGUACAAGGCUGCCCGCUUCCUCAACAUGACAGGCUCGGGCUACGUGUGGUUGGUGGGCGAGCGGGAGAUGUCGGGUAAAGCGCUGAGCGAGGCGCCGGACGGUUUGAUCGGCCUGCAGCUCAUCAAUGGCAAGAACGAGUCGGCUCACAUCAACGAUGCAGUGGCGGUGGUGGCCCAGUCCGUCCAGGAGCUCUUUGAGAAGGAAAAUAUAACUGAGCCGCCAAGAGGAUGUGUGGGCAACACUAACAUCUGGAAAACAGGCCCUCUCUUCAAAAGGGUGCUCAUGUCCUCAAAAUACCCAGAGGGUCUCACAGGACGUGUGGAGUUCAAUGACGACGGAGACAGGAAGUACGCCCACUACAGCAUUCUCAACUACCAGAAGAGCCGACUCAUUCAAGUGGGGAUUUAUAAUGGGACACAGGUGGUGAUGAACAAUCAGCGGAAGAUUAUCUGGCCUGGUGGGGAGACGGAAAAACCACAGGGCUUCCAGAUGUCUACUCGAUUAAAGAUAGUGACAAUACACCAGGAGCCUUUUGUAUAUGUGAAACCAACUAUGCUGGAUGGAACAUGCAAGGAGGAAAUGACAUUAAAUGGAGUCUUAAUUAAAAAGGUUAUCUGCACUGGGCCCAAUGAGACCAUCCCAGGACGCCCAACCGUGCCGCAGUGUUGCUAUGGAUUCUGCAUUGAUCUCCUGAUCAAGCUGGCCAUGACCAUGAACUUUACUUAUGAGGUCCAUCUGGUGGCUGAUGGGAAAUUUGGUACCCAGGAGCGGGUGAACAACAGUAACAAGAAAGAGUGGAAUGGCAUGAUGGGAGAGCUCCUGGGGGGCUUGGCUGACAUGAUUGUUGCCCCGCUGACGAUAAACAACGAACGAGCGCAGUACAUUGAGUUCUCCAAACCCUUCAAAUAUCAAGGUCUGACCAUCCUUGUUAAAAAGGAAAUCCCUCGCAGCACACUGGACUCGUUCAUGCAGCCAUUUCAAAGUACUCUGUGGCUGCUGGUGGGUCUUUCGGUACAUGUGGUGGCGGUGAUGCUUUACCUACUAGACCGGUUCAGCCCAUUUGGAAGAUUUAAAGUAAAUAGUGAAGAAGAAGAGGAAGAUGCCCUCACCUUGUCAUCUGCCAUGUGGUUCUCCUGGGGAGUGUUACUAAACUCUGGAAUUGGAGAAGGUGCACCUCGCAGCUUCUCAGCGAGAAUCCUUGGUAUGGUGUGGGCUGGUUUUGCCAUGAUCAUUGUGGCUUCCUAUACUGCCAACUUGGCUGCUUUCCUGGUGCUGGAUCGGCCUGAGGAGCGCAUCACCGGCAUCAAUGACCCAAGGCUCAGAAACCCAUCUGACAAGUUCAUCUAUGCCACGGUGAAGCAGAGCUCCGUGGACAUCUACUUCCGGCGGCAGGUGGAGCUUAGCACCAUGUACCGCCACAUGGAGAAGCACAACUAUGAAAGUGCCGCCGAGGCCAUCCAGGCAGUGCGUGACAACAAGCUGCAUGCUUUCAUCUGGGACUCUGCGGUGCUGGAGUUUGAAGCCUCGCAGAAGUGCGACCUGGUGACCACGGGAGAGCUGUUUUUCCGUUCGGGCUUUGGCAUAGGCAUGCGCAAGGACAGCCCCUGGAAACAGAAUGUGUCCCUGGCCAUUCUCAGUUCUCAUGAGAAUGGCUUCAUGGAAGACCUAGAUAAAACCUGGGUGAGAUACCAGGAGUGUGACUCAAGGAGCAAUGCCCCAGCCACACUCACCUUUGAAAACAUGGCAGGGGUCUUCAUGCUUGUGGCUGGUGGCAUAGCAGCAGGGAUCUUCCUCAUCUUCAUUGAAAUAGCCUAUAAGCGCCAUAAAGACGCCCGCAGGAAGCAGAUGCAGCUCGCCUUUGCGGCCGUUAAUGUUUGGAGGAAGAACCUGCAGCCAUCUUCCUCUCUAGAGACUCAGGAUGAUAGAAAAAGUGGUAGAGCAGAGCCCGACCCCAAAAAGAAAGCCUCUUUUAGGUCCAUCAGUACCACCCUGGCCUCCAGCAUCAAGAGACGUAGGUCCUCCAAAGACACGCAAUACCCACCCACUGACAUCACAGGACAGCUCAACUUGUCCGAUCCUUCCGUCAGCACUGUGGUGUAGGGAGCGUGACCAUGUGACCAACCCCCCCACCCGGUCCCCCUUACCCCAGCCAAAGGAGAGAGGAAACAAAGAAGAGGAAGGUGAUAUGAGAGGCGAGACAUCAUCCUCCUUUUUUCACCGCUGGCAACUGAAAUUGUCAGGAAGUUGAAAACGUGGCUUAAAAUAUUCAAUUACCAACUUUUUAAUAUCUGUAUUACUUGACCAUACAGGUCGAUGCCUCUAGGGUCCCUGAGCAUGCACGGAUCCAUCCCAAUCACAUACAGAAUUUUCCAUAUGUAUAUGACUACCUACGUAUUUGGGUAUUUGUUUUUAAUCUUGAAAGUUUUUAGACAGAUUGAUUUACUUGAUGUUUAUUCCCAUUUCCUUACCUGCCUCCUCGCUUUCUGGUAACCUUUAGUUACAUUCAUGAAUAAGAUGCCAGUUUCAAUGCAAGUACUGUAACAUAUCACUUCCAAGUAGAGCCUAUAAACCAUUGUAAUAUUUAGUUUUUACAAGCAGAGUCUUGCAAUAUUAUGUCCCGUAAGCUUCCUUUCAUAUGUGCAUCUUUAAAAAGAAUCGUUUGCGUGACCUCACACAUUUGAAAUAGUUUAGGUUGUAUUUAUUUCAUUGGAAAGCACUGCUAAACAACUACUAACAACAAUGAUUAAUCAUGAAAGCAUGUGUGUGUUUGUAUACAGUAUGAUCUACUCAUAUUGGAAUGUCACCGGUCAUGUUAUUACUUUUGUGAUGAUGGUUAUAAAUCAAAAUAUCUUUCCCCCUUUGGUUGUCCACCAAAAUUCCAAAUGCAUGUUUUUUUUGGUUAUACUAUAAAUUUCAAAAACAAAUAUUAUCCACAUGAGCUUUAGCACAUUUUCUAGAAGACUAAAGCUUUUUUGUUUUUUGCACUCUGAUGAAACUGCAAAAUGAUAUUUUUAUGCUCUAAGCCAUGUUUGGGGCUGCCCUCUGUCUUCCUCUCUCCUGCUGCAGUCUCUCACUUUUCCGGUCUCGAAAGGGUUGCAUCAAAAGGCCAAGUUUUUCAGCCAACCAGCCCUCAAUCUUUGUUGAAAAAGCUUCCUUGUGGCACACGUUGUCGCUGGGGAACUUUUUCAAGAAGGAGUCUGAGUGGAUUUGAAGCAUUGCUACGUUUGCAAGCUUUGGUUGGCUGCAAAAACGGGCCUUUUCCUAGUUUCUGGAGCUGAGAAACAACUGCCUUCCUGGUGUGCAGCACCACAUAGCACUUUACGCUGAGAGGACACUCCCAAACCUCAACAAAAUGGCCAUAAACUCAUCUUAACUGUUCAUUUUUUUUUUUUUUUUAGAAUUGCCGUUGUUAGACAGCAAUUAAGUCUACAGAUUGAUUUUGAACAAAGUUGUAACAUUUUGCACAAUCACACAGUGCCAAACACGCAUUAGUCCAUGACCUUUUAACAAUUUGCUGUGACCUGCAUGCCGACGUGUUAUUACCACUCUGAAAGUGUUUUUUUUUUUUUCUUUUUCCUGAUGUGUUGUGACUGUGGAUUCGAAGUGAAUGAUGCAGUUGAACAGAAUGAAAUGUUUAUAGUAUUUGGCUUAGUGUCGACGGGGAUAUGGAUACUGUACAGAGUGCUUGUGUUAUGACUGCUGCUGAGAAUGUCUUUUACAACUAUUCUUAUUUAUUUACACACAAACACACUUGUGCACAAACACACACGUUGUUACAGAGGCACGCACACAUGCACAUAAUAUACAGUACAAAACACUUUCUUUCUUCAUUAAUUGAACCAUUUCGGUAAUAGAACUGUAAAUAAAACAUAAUUGCAA
Molecule: messenger RNA, 4623 nt
Organism: Syngnathoides biaculeatus (alligator pipefish)
Lineage: Eukaryota; Metazoa; Chordata; Actinopteri; Syngnathiformes; Syngnathidae
Product: glutamate receptor ionotropic, NMDA 1
Exons: 22
Coding region: 1-2844 (947 amino acids)
Biological process (GO): chemical synaptic transmission; monoatomic ion transport; ionotropic glutamate receptor signaling pathway
Cellular component (GO): synapse; plasma membrane; neuron projection
Molecular function (GO): NMDA glutamate receptor activity
Source: RefSeq, a predicted model, not a curated record